Hypanus sabinus (Atlantic stingray) is the source of this 5140-nucleotide messenger RNA. RefSeq names its product RNA binding motif protein 24a (gene rbm24a). NCBI's taxonomy places the organism in Eukaryota, Metazoa, Chordata, Chondrichthyes, Myliobatiformes, Dasyatidae. The transcript has 6 exons. The record is from RefSeq and is a predicted model, not a curated record. Bases 4177 to 4704 code for a protein of 175 amino acids. Gene Ontology annotation, molecular function: mRNA 3'-UTR binding. Gene Ontology annotation, cellular component: cytosol.
GAUCAAUCUGUGUUUUGAAUGAAUGAAAAUGACUGAGUCACCACAGUCUGAGUGUGGCGAUUCUCCUAUUUUGGUCCCUUACUUUGAGGCGUACCUUUUAGACACUUAAUCUUACAGGAAGCAUCCUCCGUGUAUUCAGCCUGUCGAGUGUUCUGACUAUGUCUGGGUGAGAUAAUUUCUUAUUUCUCUCAACUCUAACCACAUACUGAUGUUCUUCUAGACUGAGGACACACACUCUUGAGUCCAGUUCCCAAUUUCUUCUGUAAUUGGCUGGUGAAGAAGCAAACAGCAUAAUCAGAAACUGAAAACUCCAGCCAUUUUUUGUCACUAGUAAAUGACAUAUUUACUCUUGCUGUAAUUGCAUUAAAUGCUACAUUUAGUCAACAACAAUGCCAUUUUUGAGGAGCUCUUGAUACUUAAUGUCUAAAAGAACUUGAACCUCCAACUUGUUGACUGAGGAAGAACCAGUAACUAUGAAACAGGGAUACAAGUGUGUGGUGUGAAGUGGAUGAGAUUGCUACACAACAGAAACAAGGUUGACCAAUAUUUGAUUGCAUUUUACUGAUGUAAGUGUUGCCUCAAUACUUAAUGACUUAAGUGACUUCAUCAAUAAUUUGAAACAUUUGGUUAAUAAUAUACUUAAUAGACCAAGACAUUAGGCAUGGCUGUACUUUGCUAAUUAUUGCUAACUUUUUGAUUUUUAGGGCAAUAUUACAAUAGUUUCAUUGUCACUCUGCAUCAGGCCACAGUGGUGUACCUGGUUAUCAUCAUUUGUGCAGUGUCCUAUAACGUGGGCGAUUGUGGUCAUUACCACAAUUGUUCUUGACAAAGUUUUCUCCAGAAGUGGUGUGCCUUUGCCUCCUUCUGGGCAGUGUCUUUACAAGACAGGUGACCCCAGCCAUUAUUACUGCUCUUCAGAGAUUGUCCGCCUGGCUUCAGCGUUUGCCUAACCAAGACUUGUGAAAUGCACUAGCUGCUCAUACGGCUAUCUACUGCUCCCGUGGCUUCACGUGACACUGACCAGUGGGCUAAGCUGGUGCUACACCUUGCCCAAGGGUUACCUGCAGGCUAGCAAAGGGAAGGCACACCUUCCACCUCCUUUGGUAGAGAGGUAUCUCCACCCCGCCACAUAGAUAGGACACAGAAAACCUAUGCCAACCAACUGGCUGGAAUUUACAAGGACAUCUGCCGCCUCUCACUGCUGCAGUCAGAGGUUUCGGCCUGCUUCAAAAGGGCAUCAAUCAGACAAGUUCCCAAGAAAAGCAGAGUGAGCUGCCUCAAGGACUAUUGCCCUGCAACAAUUUCAUUUACUAUGAUGAAGUACUUUGAAAGGCUGGUCAUCGUUAGAAUUAACUUCUGCCUAAGCAAGGACCUGGACCCACCGCAUUUUGCCUACUAUCACAAUAGGCCUAUAGUGGAUGCAGUCUCACUGGCUCUCCACUUGGCUUUGGACUGUCAGGACAAUAAUGAUACCUACAUCAGGCUGAUGUUCAUUAAUUACACUUCAACAUUCAAUACCAUCAUUCUCUCUGAACCAGUCAACAAGUAUCAAAACCUGGGCUCUGUAUCUUCCUCUACAACUGGAUCCUCACCGGGUGACCACAAUCAGUGUGGGUCAGAAAAAAAAUCUCCUCCUCACUACAAUCAACGCACGUGCACCUCAAGGAUGCAUGCUUAGCCCACUGCUCUAAUUGCUCAACACCCAUGAUGCUGGCUUGGCAUAGCUUAAAUGCCAUCUGCAAAUGCACUGAUGACCAACUCAGCAGAAUCUCAGAUGGUGUCAAGGAAGUGUACAGGAGUAAUUAAAACCAGCUGAGUGAUGUCGUAACAACAACCUUGCACUCAGCAUCAGGGAGACCAAGGAACUGAUUCUGAACUUCAGGAAAGGGAAGUCGGGAGAGCACUUACCUGUCCUCAUCGAGGCAUCAGUAGUGGAAAGGGUGAGCUGAUGUCAGCACCUCUGAAGAUCUGUGUUUGGGCCCAACACAUUGAUGCAAUUAUGAAGAAGCUAUGCCAGCAGCUGUACUUCAUUAGGAGUCUGAAGAGAUUUGGUAUGUCACCAAAGACUGUAGCAUAUUUCUACAGAUGUACCUCGGAGAGCAUUGUGACUGGUUGCAUCACCCUCUGGCAUGGAGGCCCCAAAACACAGAAUAGGAAAAGCCUGAAGAGAGUUGUAAACUCAGCCAGCUCCAGCAUGGGCACUAGCCUCCCCAGAUUCUAGGACAUCUUCACAAGGCAGCUUACAAAGGUAGCGUCCAUCAUUAAGGACCUCAUCCACCCAAGAUACACCCUCUGCUCAUUACUACCACGAAGGAGGAGGUACAGGAAUAUGAAGGCACAUAUAAAGUAUUUUGGGAGCAGCUUCUUCCCCAUCCACCAUUAUUCUUCUGAACAGUGCAUAAACACCUCAUUUUUAGCAGUUAUUUAUUUUUACAUAUUUACACUGUAGAUUGUGUAUUUUAUGUAUUGCACUGUACUGCUGCUGCAAAACACCAAAUUUCAUGACAAGUGUCAGUGAUAAUAGAACAUAGAAAUCUACAGCAAAUUACAGAUGCUUCAGCCCACAAUGUUGUGCCAACCAUGUAACCUACUCUAGAAACUGCCUAGAAUUUCCCUACUAUGUAGCCCUUUAAGCUCUAUGUCCCUAUCUCAAAGUCUUUUAAAAGACCCUAUUGUAUCCACCUCCACCACUGUCGCUGGCAGUGCAUUCCACCACCCUCUGAUAUCCCCCUUGUACCUACUUCCAAGCACUAUGCCCCUUGUGUUAGCCAUUUCAGCCCUAGAAAAUGCCUCUGGUUAUCCAUACUAUCAAUCUCUCAAAUAGCCCUGAUUCCAAUUCUGGUUCGGUACUAUUGUAUGCAUUAAUUUUCUUCUUUAAAGAUAAUGUCAAAACAACAAAUUAUAAAGCUUUUCAUUGUAGACCUAUGCAAGUCUAGACAAGCUGACCUGUUGUUUUCAAAUUGCCCAGACAGUUUUCUCCCUUUCCUUUCCGAAUCUUUGGGUUCUCUUUCUGCUUAAUGAUUCUAUUUCUAACUCACCAGAUCCACAAAGUGCCCUAAAUUGUCUCUACCUCAUGACUUUAAUCAGGGUCAAAGUGCAGCGUGGUAGCGCAACAGUUAGUGCUGCUGCCUCACAGUGCCAAGGAUUUGUGGAGAUUCCUAUGGCUAUGUAGUGUUAGGCAGAAAGAAUGAGAGGGUUGAUGGGCAUGUAUGAGAAGGAAUUCUAGGGAUGAAGCACAAUAUUUAAAUGAGACUGAUGAGAUGACUACCCUAAGGACUAACAUGGAUCCGUCCUGCUGAUUGGCCUCCUUUUGUGUUAUUAUAAAAUCACCUUACUUCAUGGUGCUCAGGACAAUUGCACCCUUUUGUUGAAAACCCAUGUUUGUUUAAUAAUGGGGAAGAUAGAUUAUUUUUGAUCUCUCACGCAUCAUAUCGCUUUUUGAAAAAAAAAUUCACAUGGUUUUCAACCCUACUCUAGGAAUAAAGCAGAGGUUGCCUUGAAUAAUUGACUGCUCAUUGCGGUAACUCAUCCGUUAACUUCAUUAAAUUAACGCGAGGAGACCUGACUCAUUUUGCGUUUCGUUUUGACUUCCAAACCCCGUUUCGCGUCACAGUUUCCAAACUGCAUUCUUGCGCAACAGCAUAUCAUAUCGCACUGUUUCAAGCGACUUCCUUGCUGAACACGCUGGGUGACGGUGUCUCUGAAUUAUAGUCAGCACGCCCACCCCUGACAACCCAAAUCCCCCUGCAGCCAGUCUGCAAGCGACCUGAUCUGGGUUCCUGUCACGCCCCUGCCGGAUGAUUGACAGUUCUGGGGAGGGCAGGCGUGACGCGUGACCCAAGUGGGAGUCGGGGCGGAGUCAUCGCCGGGGGCGGGGAUAAACCGAGUGAGUGGCAGGAGAAGGCCGGCCGGCCGGCCGCGGGCACUUAAAGAGCCCGGGCAGCGGGAAGAGCAGAUUACAAGCGGGACAAGCGCACCCGCAAAAGUGCAGUUCAUCUACCUCACAGGGCGCUGGAAACUUGUUUAUUUAUUUAUUGGGGGAAGGGAGGAGUUCUGAUAUAAGGCCGACGGGGGAGGUGCAUUUAAAUCAUUUUGUUUCCUCUGCCGGCUCCUGUGCUUGUUGCAGCCCUGAAACGCGCCAGCCACUGAAUUCUUGCAGCCUGCACCGGGGGCGAGAUGCACACCACUCAGAAGGACACCACUUUCACCAAGAUCUUCGUCGGCGGGCUGCCCUACCACACCACCGACGCGUCGCUCCGCAAGUACUUCGAGGUCUUCGGUGACAUCGAGGAAGCGGUGGUGAUCACCGACCGGCAAACCGGCAAAUCUCGCGGCUACGGUUUUGUGACCAUGGCUGACCGGGCGGCGGCGGAGCGUGCAUGUAAAGAUCCCAAUCCCAUCAUCGACGGCAGGAAGGCCAAUGUCAACCUGGCGUACCUGGGGGCGAAACCGCGGAUCAUGCAGCCAGGUUUCGCUUUCGGAGUACAACAGAUUCACCCCGCUUUUGUACCCAGGCCUUAUGGGUUUGGAAUCCCCGCAAGGAUCUCCAGUGAUUACAGCCUGCACUUCACAGGCAAGGUAUUCCUUCAGGAUGGCCUCCUGUAUUCCACAAACAAAGCAAUCUCCAAUAAGAGAAUCCUGCAAAACUGCAAUUAUCUGUUCCCAGUUUUAGUUUUGCUAAAUGCACAGUGGAGCAUAUCCUGAAUGGCUGCAUCAGGGUCUGAUAUGGAAUCACCAAAGCUCAACAUUGGACAAGCAUACAAAGAGUGAUGGAUGCAGCCCAGUCCAUCAGGGGGAAAGCCCUCUCCACCAAGGACCCCUACCCUCCAAGGACACCCAUAACUCUGAACCAAUUCCACAGUCUAUAGAUUCAUUUUCAAUGACACUACAACUCGUUCUUAGUAGUAUGUACUUAUGUAUGUAUGUAUGUACUUAAUUAUUGAUUGAAUUAAUAAUUAUUAUUAUUAUUCUCAUUGUUGCAUUUGUACAGAUUGUUUUCUUAUACACAUUGGUUGUUUGACAGUCUUUGUGUGUAGUUUUUCAUUGAUUCUAUUUUAUUUCUUUGUUCUACUGUGACUGCCUGAAAGAAAAUGAAUUUCAGUGUUGUAUAUUAUAGUGACAUACAUGUACUUUGAUAAUA